This is a messenger RNA of Neurospora crassa OR74A, 3285 nucleotides long. Its product is annotated as sucrose transporter. Gene Ontology annotation, cellular component: membrane. The transcript has 4 exons. Gene Ontology annotation, molecular function: sucrose:proton symporter activity. The coding region runs from base 601 to 2625 and encodes 674 amino acids. The record is from RefSeq and is a predicted model, not a curated record. Lineage: Eukaryota; Fungi; Ascomycota; Sordariomycetes; Sordariales; Sordariaceae.
UGUGCCUUAAGCUUCUCCUGUCCGACCCUGGGUCUGCGACUUGCCCUGUGUCUGUCUCCCCUCAUUUGACCCUCAUUCAGCAAGUCGAAGAUUCGCAGCAAUCGAUCCAAUCGAAUCACGACGGUCUCGUGGCAUUCGUUGACUUGCCCGCGUGACGAUUACGGACAAGCGACAAGCUCGCCUGAGCACCAAGCUGUGUGAUGUUGGGAACUGAUCGUUUGCUUAUUACAUAACAUCCUGCAGCAAGUAAGUACCUACCUAGCUUCAACACGAAGGACAUUUCGAUAUCUCUGGCGAAUCGCUCGUUGGGCACUGGGCCACCACGGUGGUGUAAUCCGCGGCAGAGCACCUAUUCCUUGCCUUCUCUAACAAACACUAACACACCAACUUCUCUCCUUCUACCUACAGACCUACAUAACCCUCCCGUCUCAACAACCCAAUCCCGACCCAACUGCGCAUCGCAACAAACCGUUUUUAUUUCCCAGCAGCUCAGCGCAGAGGGACUCGUCAAUACUCUAUCCCUAGCCGUUAUAAAGGCAUCCGUUACGCGCGAUCGAGAGACGCAGGUCACCCAAACGCAUCGAUAGCCCACAUCUCCGCAUGACGUCGUCAUUAGCAGAGCAUCCAGACCGGGCCCGCCCCGCAGGCAACGAAGGCCAUCAACAACAAUCGGAACAGCCCAAGUCUCGUCGCGAAGAGCCGGCAUCACGCCUCAGUACCGGUCGUCGCGACGGUGCGAGCGAAGACACAAAUCAGCAAUUCCUUGUCGGCGAACAGUCGCCACUGCUCUCUCCAGUCGAUAAUCAGGAUGGCUCCUCCAGCGAUCAAGGUGCCGACUCGGCCGACGAGUUCCAAACCACAAAGAGCGUAUGGUAUAUGAUCCUUUUGACCAUCAGCAUCGGCGGCCUGCAGAUUGCUUGGUCAGUUGAGAUGUCCAACGGAUCUCCAUAUCUGCUCUCUCUCGGCAUCAGCAAGUCUUUGAUGGCCUUGGUUUGGAUUGCUGGUCCUCUCUCGGGAACCUUGGUGCAACCAUACGUCGGCAUGAUGAGUGACAACUGUCGCAUCCGCUGGGGCAAGCGCAAGCCCUUCAUGCUCGGAGGUGCUGCCGCCACGAUACUCUCGCUGAUGUUCCUUGCCUGGACCCGAGAGAUUGUUACUGGCAUCCUCGGGCUCUUUGGUGCCGACCCUCAGUCCGAAAGCGUCAAGUUGUGCAUCAUUUGUACCGCCGUGCUCUGGAUCUAUAUCCUUGAUUUCGCCAUCAAUACUGUCCAAGCAGCGAUUCGCGCCUUCAUCGUUGACUGUGCGCCCACUCACCAGCAAGAAAUGGCAAAUGCUAUGGCCAGCAGGUUCGUAGGCAUCGGCAAUAUUUGCGGUUAUCUCGCCGGAUACGCCAAUCUUGCCCCAGUCUUUUGGUGGCUUGGGGAUAGUCAGUUCAAGGAACUCUGUGGUAUUGCCAGCCUUGCCCUUGGUACUACCGUUCUCAUGACUUGCCUUUUCAUCAAGGAGAGGGAUCCAAGACUUGAGGGGCCUCCAGCAAAGGAUAAGCCUGGGGUGGUUGCCUUCUUCAAGAAGAUUUUCACAUCGAUCAAACGCCUGCCGCCGCAAACCAAGAAAGUCUGCCAAGUCCAGUUCUGUGCCUGGAUCGGUUUCUUCCCCAUGCUCUUCUAUACUUCAUCCUACAUUGGAGAGAUUUACGCCGAGCCAUAUCUCGAAGAAAACCCGAAUAUGACUGACAAGGAGCUCGACGACUUGUAUGAAAGGGCAACACAGGUUGGCACUUUUGCCUUGCUCAUUUUUGCCAUCACAAGUCUGGCCACAAACAUCUUCCUGCCAUUCUUCAUCGCGCCAACCUACGAUCAAUCGAUGGUUACGGCCGUUGCCCCUGGCGAGGCUCCUGCAGUAGUAAUUAAGGAUUACGAGCCCGAACAGAGGUCAUGGACCCGUCAUCUGAUCAUCCCCGGAUUCACACUUCGCCGUGCCUGGAUGUUUUCGCAAAUACUAUUCACUGGCUGUAUGCUUUGUACCGUAUUCGUACGAACCGUUACAGCAGCCACCGUUCUCAUUGGUCUCGUCGGCAUCACCUGGGCUUUGACACUAUGGGCGCCCUGGGCAAUCAUCAGCGCUGAAAUAUCUCAGCGUGACGAGGAACGGCGGUCUCAGCAACAGCGCCUUUCACCCAGUCGCCUUGACAACCUGGAUGGGUACUCGUCCGAUGGAAACCAGGACAGCGACCUGGGCAAAGAUGAUGAAGAAGCAGCGGAUCAGGCAGGCGUGAUCCUCGGUAUUCACAACAUGGCAAUUGCCGCACCGCAAAUCAUUGCUACGGUAGCAAGCAGCAUCAUUUUCCGCCUCUUUCAGAAACCUCGAGGAACGCCCGGUGACCACAGUAUUGCCAUUGUCUUGGCUCUCGGUGGUAUCACUGUUUUAAUCUCGGCCCUCUUCAUCCACCGCAUUCGGGACGAGCCUACUGUUACCUAUGACGAAAUCAGUGCGGUAGAGGAAGGAGAUGCCGCUCCGAGACCGAAUGUACAUAGUCGAAGCCGCUCUUUCGAUCAGCCUCCACGAGCGAGUCUCGAACGUGCAACGCUUGUCCGCAACAAGAGCUUCGGUGGCAUGGAGUACUAAAAGCCUGCCGUAAACGCUCGACCUUUGAAACAUCGUUUGGUCGAACUUGACCUCAACUCUAUGUCAACUCAUCGAGGAGUAUAGACCAUUGGAUACGUACCAUACGCUACAAGUGUGGACCGUCAUACCUUCGGAAGAGCGGGCAAUUAUGAGAAGAUGCAGCGAGUUGGGUUUCUUUUAUCGUUUCGUUUGGGAUCUCUGGUUUUCUAGCCUGGGUAAUGGUUCAUCAGCGCCGCGCACUUUGUUCAUCUUAACGUGCUGGGCCACACAACGCGAUCGUCGUGUCUCGGUAAGAAUUUUUCCUUCCAGGAUCCUUGGGGUGACAUCUUCAGAACAGUAAUCCUCAUCAGAAUUUAGUUUAGACAGUGGUCUAGGUUUAAGACAGGAAACUAUCACACUUGCCAUGCUUUCCGAGGUAAAAGGCCGUGAGGUUGCUAAAGCUACAACAGUCCAAUGCAUUCUGAUACCCUGACCCGGAUCUGAUCAAGCUGUCAAGGUUAUCAUCACGCAACGGCUGAGAGUCUCUAUGAAGCCUCCAAUAGGCUAUAAUCAGCCCCAUGUGGUUGAUGCCGGGGGAAGAUCAUUACAGGCUAAACUGCGAGGACAUCGAUCCUGCUGAUCAAUAUCGCCCGUACAUAGAAAAUCGGAAGCUGCCGUCCG